UCAGAUGACUUCCAGGUCUACUUCUGCACAGAGUUUCAUUGUAAAAAAUUUUUUGAUAUGGUUAACAGUAUUACUGAAGAAAAUGAAAAAAAAAAAAAACACAGACGAUGUGGAUUUUGAUGGAGAUUCCCUUGAAUUUGAUUAUGAAUAUGAUGAAAAUGGUGAUAGAGUUGUCCUGGGUAAGGGUACCCAUGGAGUGGUAUACGCUGGACGAGACCUCAGUAACCAAGUGAGAAUUGCUAUCAAGGAGGUUCCUGAGAGGGACAGCAGGUACUCUCAACCACUUCAUGAAGAGAUUGCACUUCACAGGCACCUGAAACACAAAAACAUUGUCCAAUAUUUAGGCUCCUUCAGUGAAAAUCGCUUUAUUAAGAUAUUUAUGGAACAGGUGCCAGGAGGAAGCCUUUCUGCUCUUCUGCGAUCAAAAUGGGGACCUCUGAAACAAAAUGAACAAACAAUUGCCUUUUAUACCAAACAGAUUCUUGAAGGUUUAAAAUAUCUUCAUGACAAUCAGAUUGUUCAUCGAGAUAUAAAGGGGGAUAAUGUAUUAAUUAACACCUAUAGUGGUGUUCUGAAAAUCUCCGACUUUGGUACAUCUAAGAGGCUGGCUGGAAUCAACCCAAAUACGGAGACAUUCACUGGCACGCUUCAAUAUAUGGCUCCAGAAAUAAUUGAUAAAGGACCAAGAGGAUAUGGGAAGCCAGCCGACAUAUGGUCCCUAGGCUGCACUGUAAUAGAGAUGGCCACAGGAAAGCCUCCGUUUUAUGAAUUAGGAGAGCCACAGGCUGCCAUGUUUAAAGUUGGCAUGUUUAAAAUCCACCCAGAAAUACCUGAAUCCAUGUCAGCAGAGGCCAAGGCCUUUCUACUGCGCUGCUUUGAACCAGAUCCCGUGAAACGUGCAACUGCUACUGACUUACUUAUGGAUGAGUUUUUGAAGGUUUCCAUGAAAAAACGAAAAUCCAAUCUAAAACUGUCAGCCCUUUCCCCUGGAACAAGUGAAUAUCUGAGAAGUAUAUCAUUGCCGGUCCCAGUAAUGGUGGAAGAUACAAGCAGUAGCAGUGAAUAUGGAUCAGUUUCUCCAGACACUGACUUAAGAUCAGAGCCUUUCUCUUUUAAAUCAAGAACAAAGUCUUGUGUGGAAAAAGAGGGCAAGAGUCCAAGGAGUUUUUUCCUUGGGAUUCCAGAUGAGCAGUUUGAAGAUCACAGCGCUCCUCCAUCUCCAGAGGAAAAAGAUUCUGGAUUCUUCAUGCUGAAGAAGGAUAGUGAAAGAAGAGCCACUUUGCAUCGCAUCCUCACUGAGGACCAAGACACUAUAGUUAGAAACUUGAUGGAAGCUUUAGGUCAGGGUGCAGAUGCAACUAAAAUUAAAAUGGGACCAUAUAACAACUCUGGUGAUCAGUCUACGAGAAUUCAUAAGAUCAACUGACCGUAAAAUCAUUGCUUCAACCCUGUCAAAACUUAAACUUGAGCUGGACUUUGACAGUCAUGCCAUCAGCCAGAUCCAAGUGGCUUUGUUUGGUUUUCAAGAUGCGGUGAAUACAGUACUCCGAAACCACAAUAUCAAGCCCCACUGGAUGUUUGCUCUAGACAGCAUAAUUCGUAAGGCUGUGCAAACAGCCAUUACUACAUUAGUUCCAGAACUGAGGCCACAUUUCAGCAUUACCUCUGAAAGUGACCCAGCAGACCAAGAUGACAUAGAGGUUGAGGAGGAUCACAACGAACACACCACACAAGAGCCCAGCCAAGUCCCUAGUGCAGUGAAUGAGGACAAUGUACAUACAUCAGGUGUGAGCACCCUCAGCUCCACCGUGUCUCAUGACUCUCAGAAUGCGCAGAGAUCACUCAACAUGCAACUGGGAAGACUAAAAAUUGAGUCAAACAGGCUUCUAGAGGAACUGUUACAGAAGGAAAAAGAUUUUCAGGCUCUUCUUCGACAGGCUAUUGAAGAGAAAGAUCAAGAGAUCAGACGUCUUCAGCACAGAUCCCAGCCAAUAAAUAUUCCUGGGAUUUCAGUUUCCCACACAAGACCAUCUAAUACAAGUAAUGAAGAUCUUGAACUUAUUUACUGGUUGCAGCAGCAUCAUGUGGAUGAGGAAACAAUAAACAAGUUUUUGGCAGAAGAUUAUCGGUUUGGAGGAUAUCCAGUGGCAUGUUACAAGAGAUGACUUAAAGUCUAUGGAUCUCAGGGGAGGAACCUUGUGUGCAAUCUGGAAGGCCAUUACUGAUCUCAGAGAAAAGCAGUCUUCUUGA
Molecule: messenger RNA, 2250 nt
Organism: Staurois parvus
Lineage: Eukaryota; Metazoa; Chordata; Amphibia; Anura; Ranidae
Source: the annotation of a GenBank genome assembly